GAGGUGAAUUAAUUGAUGCAUAUUUCGGCGGGCAAAGUGAAGUAGAGAAGUUAAUAAAGGGACAGUUUGGAGUGUUGAUGUACUGCAAUGGUCAUGGUCAGAAAAUAAAUCGCGCAGAAUACUUAAGAUGGAAAUAUCGUGAUCAUAAUCAAGUAGCGGUACCGAUUGAAUCUUCUCUAUCUCCUCACGAUCCCCUGAGCAAGUGGCAAGAUCACAAAGCUUGUUGGCAAAUGCGUUAUCGUGUUUUGGGUGAAAGUAUGCUUCAUGUUCUCAUCAUAUGUGAUACCAGAUUACAUACAAAAUUAGCAAGAACACUAUUAAGAUGCUUUCCAAACUUAGCCUUAGAUGUGGUCGAAGGAGAAGAAUAUCUUGGAGCCAGUGCAUUACAUUUAGCGAUUGCAUACAGUAACAAUGAACUAGUGCAAGACUUACUUGAAGCAGGAGCUAAUGUUAACCAGCGCGCAAUAGGAAGCUUUUUCCUGCCGCGUGACCAACAGCAAAUACGCCGGUGCAAAUACACCGACUACGAAGGACUGGCAUAUUUAGGUGAAUACCCUCUUGCAUGGGCCGCUUGUUGCGCCAAUGAGAGCGUUUACAACAUGCUCCUUGAUAAUGGUGCUGAUCCUGAUUUAUGCGAUACUUUUGGAAACACAGUAUUGCAUAUGGUGGUUGUCUGUGACAAAUUGGACAUGUUUGGGUAUGCACUGCGACAUCCUAAAUUGCCUGAAAAUGGUAUGUUAAAUUAUGCUGGAUUAACUCCUCUAACAUUGGCUUGCACUUUGGGCCGUGCGGAAGUUUUUCGUGAAAUGCUGGAAUUAUCAGCAAAGGAGUUUUGGAGAUAUAGUAAUAUAACCUGUUCCGCAUAUCCACUUAAUGCUUUGGAUACUUUACUGCCUGAUGGAAGAACAAGUAUGAACUCAUCAAUAACAUAUGCUUUUAUAUC
Molecule: messenger RNA, 943 nt
Organism: Ctenocephalides felis (cat flea)
Lineage: Eukaryota; Metazoa; Arthropoda; Insecta; Siphonaptera; Pulicidae
Product: transient receptor potential cation channel subfamily V member 6-like
Biological process (GO): calcium ion import across plasma membrane
Cellular component (GO): membrane
Molecular function (GO): calcium channel activity; protein binding
Source: RefSeq, a predicted model, not a curated record